GUCUGCAUUUUCCUUUCUUUUCAAUUAAGAAAAGAAAAAAAAUUGUAGGGUUUUUUAGUUUUUUGUAUUUUUUUUUUGAGUUUUCUUGGGUGCAGAUUGAACUGAAAUCAGGUGUCGCUAAAUAGAGGAGAAACGAAAUUGAUUAUUUUGCUGCAGCUAACAAUGCUUAAACUAUGGCUAUGGCUAGGAAUUUCCCUGCUUAUAUGCGGGUUAUUGUCCAAUUUCGUAGGUGCGUUUGUGGGGAUAAACAUUGGCACCGAUGUCUCUAACCUACCGUCAGCUAAGGAUGUGGUUGAACUUCUUAAAGCUCGUCAGAUAAAGCAUGUCCGUCUAUUUGAUGCUGAUGCUCAUAUGCUGAGUGCUCUAUCGAACACCGGGAUUGAAGUUAUUGUUGGCGUCACAAAUAACGAGGUCUUAGGUAUUGGCCAAUCCUCUUCUCAGGCGGCAGCGUGGGUAAACAAGAAUGUGGCAGCUUAUCUACCAUCGACUAACAUUACAGCUAUUGCGGUGGGAAGUGAAGUCCUUACUUCGAUUCCGAAUGCUGCACCCGUUCUAGUCCCUGCUAUGAAUUACCUACAUAAAGCCUUAGUUUCCGCAAACCUGAAUAGUCAAGUCAAAGUCUCGACACCUCAAUCGACCGACCUAAUUGCUAAGAUCUUCCCCCCAUCCACAGCCACUUUCAACUUCUCGUCGAACUCCACUGUUUUCCAGAUCCUUCAGUUUCUGCAGAACACGAAUUCGUACUACAUGCUAAAUGCUUAUCCGUAUUAUGAAUAUGUUAAAUCUGAUGGCAUCUUCCCGAAAGAGUAUGCUCUUUUCCAGAAACUUCCCCCAGUAAAGCAAAUCGUCGAUCCUAACACCCUUUUUCACUAUGAGAGCAUGCUCGAUGCCUUGGUGGAUGCUACGUAUAAUGCUAUUGCAGCUUUCAAUUUCUCGAAUAUCCCCGUUGUUGUGACAGAAACCGGUUGGCCUUGGUUUGGCAGCACGAGUGAGCCCGAUGCUACUGUAGAAAACGCGGGGGCUUACAACAAUAACUUGAUCCGCCGUGUUUCGAAUGAUACCGGUCCCCCGAGUGAGCUGAAAAUGCCCAUCCAUGCUUAUAUUUACGAGUUGUUUAACGAAGACAAAAGGCCCGGGCCAGUCUCGGAAAGAAGCUGGGGAAUCUUUUUCCCUAAUGGCAGUGCGGUUUAUCCUAUUAAUUUGGGCGGUUCAAGUGCAGGCCAAAUUGCUAAUAAUUCUUCAGCCGGGGUUUUCUGUAUAGCUCAGCCAGGCGCGAGUGAAAAUAAGUUGCAAAAGGGAAUCGACUGGGCAUGUGGGCCCCAGGGAAAUGCUAACUGCUCGGCAAUUCAACCGGGACAGCCUUGCUAUUCCCCCGAUACUCUGCAAAAUCACGCUUCUUAUGCCUACAAUGACUAUUAUCAGAGAGUGCAAAGCGUCGGUGGAACUUGUGACUUUGAUGGUACAGCAACGACAACUACAGUGGACCCCAGUUACGGGUCAUGCAUAUUCACGGGAAGUUCAAAUUCAAGCAUUGGCGGUGUGCCCACACCGGCUUUCGGACCGACAGCCCCAGUAGGUAAAGGCUCAAUGGCUCGAGCGCCUGAUAUUGGGCGCGUUUUAGCAGUGCUGUUAGCUCUCGUGUUCCUUGAAGCGAAGGGUAAUGUGCUUUUGUAGUGUCGUGAUCUUGGUUUCGGGAAUGCUUUGUAAGUUGUAAGGCAUGGGAAAUAUAGUUAGGAGUUGAAGCAGCUUUUAGCUUUGUUGAAAAUACACCAUUUUUGGGGUUCAUAUUCUCCAUUUUGUUAUCAUGCUAGUGAAAAGCUUAAAGCCUUUGCAUUCUUGGUAAAGAACAUUUUCCCAGCUGACUGUUCA
This is a messenger RNA of Ipomoea nil (Japanese morning glory), 1869 nucleotides long. RefSeq names its product glucan endo-1,3-beta-glucosidase 4-like. Gene Ontology annotation, biological process: carbohydrate metabolic process. The transcript is spliced from 5 exons. NCBI's taxonomy places the organism in Eukaryota, Viridiplantae, Streptophyta, Magnoliopsida, Solanales, Convolvulaceae. Gene Ontology annotation, cellular component: plasma membrane. The record is from RefSeq and is a predicted model, not a curated record. Gene Ontology annotation, molecular function: hydrolase activity, hydrolyzing O-glycosyl compounds. Bases 163 to 1674 code for a protein of 503 amino acids.